Neomonachus schauinslandi (Hawaiian monk seal) is the source of this 2435-nucleotide messenger RNA. It is a transcript of the gene ST6GALNAC6, whose product is annotated as ST6 N-acetylgalactosaminide alpha-2,6-sialyltransferase 6. Lineage: Eukaryota; Metazoa; Chordata; Mammalia; Carnivora; Phocidae. The coding region runs from base 224 to 1354 and encodes 376 amino acids. The record is from RefSeq and is a predicted model, not a curated record. Gene Ontology annotation, molecular function: alpha-N-acetylgalactosaminide alpha-2,6-sialyltransferase activity. Gene Ontology annotation, biological process: ganglioside biosynthetic process; oligosaccharide metabolic process. The transcript has 6 exons.
GCAGUGUUUUCAUUCACAAGCUCGAGGUGAGGAAGGCUUCCAACAAUGAAUAACCACAAGACUAGCAGCUACUGACAGGCACUGACCGAGCACUUUCAAGCCCCGUGCUUCCCUUGCCACAUCUGCUCGAAUCCUUUCAACAACCCCGUGUGACCCCACAUCCCUGCCCCCUGGGCCACCUGCAGGACGCCGGCCCCUGCCCCUCAGCAGACGCCGGAGAGAGAUGAGUAGCAACAAAGAGCAGCGCUCAGCAGUGUUCGUGGUUCUCUUCGCCCUCAUCACCAUCCUCAUCCUCUACAGCUCCAACAGUGCCAAUGAUGUCUUCCAUUAUGGCUCCCUGCGGGGCCGCACCCGCAGGCCGGUCAACCUCAAGAAGUGGAGCAUCACUGACGCGUACGUCCCAAUUCUUGGCAACAAGACACUGCCCUCCCGGUGCCGCCAGUGUGUGAUUGUCACCAGCUCUAGCCACCUGCUGGGAACCAAGCUGGGCCCCGAGAUUGAACGAGCCGAGUGCACAAUCCGCAUGAACGACGCGCCCACCACGGGCUACUCAGCCGACGUAGGCAACAAGACCACCUUCCGUGUGGUAGCCCAUUCCAGCGUAUUCCGUGUGCUGCGGAGGCCCCAGGAGUUCGUCAACCGGACCCCUGAAACCGUGUUCAUCUUCUGGGGGCCGCCGAACAAGAUGCAGAAGCCCCAGGGCAGCCUUGUGCGUGUCAUCCAGCGGGCAGGCUUGGUGUUCCCCAACAUGGAGGCCUAUGCCGUCUCUCCCGGCCGCAUGCGCCAAUUUGACGACCUCUUCCGGGGUGAGACGGGCAAGGACAGGGAAAAGUCCCAUUCGUGGUUGAGCACCGGCUGGUUCACCAUGGUGAUUGCAGUAGAGUUGUGUGACCACGUGCACGUCUAUGGCAUGGUCCCCCCCGACUACUGCAGCGGCCCCGCCGCCAGCGCAUGCCCUACCACUACUAUGAGCCCAAGGGGCCAGACGAGUGUGUCACCUACAUCCAGAAUGAGCACAGCCGCAAGGGCAACCACCACCGCUUCAUCACCGAGAAGAGGGUCUUCUCCUCCUGGGCCCAGCUGUAUGGAAUCACCUUCUCCCACCCCUCCUGGGCCUAGGCCACCCUGCCUGUGGACCUCUCACGGGGGUGCGCCAGAGGCCGCUCUCCUCCCAGCCACUCAACCAAGGGCCAUCUCCUGGCCAAUCAAGGCUGGCCGGAGUGUCUUCGGGCCAAUCAGGGCCUUGUAUCCUCCAGCCAGUGUGGGCCUGGGGGUAUCUCUUGACCAAUCAGGGAUUUCAGCUAUGUGGUUAAUCAGGGGUGUUGGAGGUAUUUCUUGUCCAGUCAGGGUCUGAGCAUAGUCAAUCAGGGUAUUUCUGAAGUUAUCUGAGGCUAAGGACAUGUGCUUUCCCACGAGGCCUUGGUUCAGAGCCCCAGGAUGGACCCCCCCCAACAUUCCCUGUUGGCUGGGACAAGGGGGUCCUGUCCGGAGCUGGGAGCUCUGUGCUGCUCCCUCACUUCCCAGAGCCAGAAAGAGAGGUUGCACGGGAGUGGGAGCUGUGUCUGGAGGCCAGGCCAGGGCAUUUGUGGGGUGCUUGGGGGGGGGGCGGUGGCUCCUAGAGGUGGGAGCCAGCAUCCGGGUCUUGGCUCUGCCCUGAUUGGCUUUGGACAAAACCCUUGCCCCCUCUCUGGUCGCCAUCCUGCCUGUGUCAGGUUCUAACGUGGAGUCUGAGGCCCCCUCCUAAUUUCCCCACUGACCUCCUUGGGUCUGUCUUCCCUAAGACUGGACCCCUCCAGCCACCACCCCUUGCUGGGGGGCUCAACUCCCUGGGAGUCUAGAGUCCCCUUCCUCACCUCCUCCUGGAAACUUAGGGUAUUUUUGCGUAAACUCCCACAGGGUUUGGGGGGGAGUCUAAUAGGAAGGGGACAAACCUUCAGCUGUUUUCUUAGUCCCUCCACUCAGCUGCCAUUAGUUUGGCUCUUAAAGAGCCAGGCUCCCUUUUCUGCCAUCCAGCAGUGAGGCUUUCCACCUGUUGGAGUAGCCUUUGGGGCUGAGAAAGGGGAAUCCCAGCCACACUGGGGUUUCAUGCAGUCCCUUUGUCUGCAGCUGCUGGAGUCGUCCAAGGGUCUCCCCUCAGCUGGGCCUGGGAAGGCUCUCAGGGGACCAGGAGCCAUGUCGCCUGGGUUCUGCCCCCUCACUCUACAUCAGGCACUUUUUUGCUGGACCUCAGUGGGGUGGGCUUGCCCCUGCUCUUCCAGAGCCUGGAAGGGAAGACUGGAGGGCGGGCUUCCUGGAGGAGGCUGUGGAGCGGGAGGGGUCAGGUGGAGGAGGAAGAGGCCAGCAGCAAGCCUUUGCACAUUGGGGUGGGGGCUGAGAGCCGGCAACUACCCCACACUUGGUUUUGUAACGAUUUGUACAGGAAUAAAUGCACCUAA